Molecule: messenger RNA, 1056 nt
Organism: Beauveria bassiana ARSEF 2860
Lineage: Eukaryota; Fungi; Ascomycota; Sordariomycetes; Hypocreales; Cordycipitaceae
Product: oxidoreductase NAD-binding domain-containing protein
Exons: 3
Coding region: 1-1056 (351 amino acids)
Biological process (GO): ergosterol biosynthetic process
Molecular function (GO): cytochrome-b5 reductase activity, acting on NAD(P)H
Source: RefSeq, a predicted model, not a curated record
AUGUUUGCUCGAUCUGCCUUUCGCGCGGCUCAGCCGCUGAGAAUGCACGCUCGCCGCUUCGCGACCGAGACUGGCCCUUCGGCCGCGCAACAGGCCGCGAAACCCGCCGCUGCCGCGCCCCCUCCUCCUCCGACACCCAGCGGCGGCAGCGGCGGCGGUAGCAACGCCGCCGUCUACGUUCUCGGCGCAGCGGCCCUCGGCGGCGGCGGCUACUACUACUACAGCACAUCUGCCUCGCAGGGCGCCGGUGCCGGGGUCUCCAAGCAGCCCGCCAAGCCCGCCUUUGUCGGCGGCGACCAGGGCUUCCUGUCGCUGAAGCUGUCCGAGGUCGUCGACGUCAACCACAACACGAAGCGCUUCCGCUUCGAGCUUCCCGAAAAGGAUAUGGUUCCCGGUCUUCCCAUUGCGAGCGCUGUGCUGGCCAAGUACAAGGGCGAGGGUGACGCGAAGGCGACCCUGCGUCCCUACACCCCCAUCAACGAUGAGAAUGAGCCCGGCUACGUCGAGCUCCUCGUCAAGCAGUAUCCCGGCGGCCCCAUGAGCACCCACAUCCACAACCUGCAGCCCGGUCAGACACUCGACAUCAAGGGUCCGCUGCCCAAGUACGCCUGGGCUGAGAACAAGCACGACCACAUUGGCCUCAUUGCCGGCGGCACCGGCAUCACCCCCAUGUUCCAGCUCGCCCGCGGCAUCUUUCAAAACGCAAACGACAAGACAAAGGUCACCAUGGUCUUUGGCAACGUCAGCAAGGAGGACAUCUUGCUGAAGAAGGAGCUCGAGGAGCUCGAGAACACGUACCCGCAGCGCUUCCGCGCCUUUUACGUGCUCGACAAGGCGCCUGAGGAGUGGCGGGGCAGCACGGGCUUCAUCAGCAAGGAGCUGCUCAAGACGGUGCUCCCGGAGCCUAAGAGCGAGAAUAUCAAGAUUUUCGUCUGCGGCCCGCCGGGGCUCAUGAAGGCCAUUUCGGGUAACAAGGUCAGCCCCCAGGAUCAGGGCGAGCUGUCGGGCGCUCUGCAGGAGCUGGGCUACAACAAGGACCAGGUCUACAAGUUUUGA